Molecule: messenger RNA, 563 nt
Organism: Camelus dromedarius (Arabian camel)
Lineage: Eukaryota; Metazoa; Chordata; Mammalia; Artiodactyla; Camelidae
Gene: CCL27
Product: C-C motif chemokine ligand 27
Exons: 3
Coding region: 187-537 (116 amino acids)
Biological process (GO): immune response
Cellular component (GO): extracellular region
Molecular function (GO): chemokine activity
Source: RefSeq, a predicted model, not a curated record
AGGAGCCCAUGGGAAAUGGCAGUCCUAAGAGAGGAGGGGGUCUGUGGUAACCAGGGCCCAGGACUGUCACAGGUUGAGCAAUACAUCUUAACCUGCCUCUGACUCACCUGGUGCCCCAGGAAAAAGCACCCAGAUAAAAGGUAGGGAAGGAGGAGGAGAGAGAAGGAAGCAUCCAAGCUGAGCAUCAUGAAGGGGCCCUCACCUGCCAGCAGCCUCCUGCUGCUACUGUUGCUCCUGAGCCCAGACCCUGAAGCGGUAUUGCUACUGCCACCCAGCACUACAUGCUGUACUCAGCUCUACCGACAGCCACUCUCAAGCAAGCUACUGAGGAAGGUCGUCCGAGUGGAACUGCAGGAAGCUGAUGGGGACUGUCACCUCCAGGCCUUUGUGCUUCACCUGUCUCGACGCAGCGUCUGCAUCCACCCCCAGAACCACAGCCUGGUUCGGUGGUUUGAGCGCCAAGGGAGGACACUCCAGGGGAUUCUGCCCAACCUGACUUUGGGGCUGGCAGGGAAAAUGGGCCAGGGCCCCCAAUAGCCAAAAUAAUAAAGUAUCAUUGGACA